Messenger RNA from Arachis stenosperma, 4696 nucleotides. RefSeq lists its product as uncharacterized. The coding region runs from base 369 to 4250 and encodes 1293 amino acids. The record is from RefSeq and is a predicted model, not a curated record. The transcript is spliced from 8 exons. Lineage: Eukaryota; Viridiplantae; Streptophyta; Magnoliopsida; Fabales; Fabaceae.
AGAAAAAGAGAAAUGAAUAGGCAACGCCGCCGUUUCUUCAAUGGCGGAAAGACAUAUGGGAAGGUUGCACACACAACGCAGCAAAGCUCAACAAACUCUGUUACCCUUAUUCGUUUCUAUCACUCUUAAAUACACAACACCACAAAACCGCAUUCCCUCUUUCUGUGUGUUCGUUUUCUUCUUUUAUCUCUGAUUUUCAAACCCUUUCUUCCUCUCGAAAACAAAAUCACUGACACUUGCAGCGAUCCUUCGAUCUUCAAGCUCCUGGUUUUUUGUGCAGUGAGGGUUUCUGUUAUUCGAAUUGGAACGCCUAUCAAGAUUUUAGGGUUUAUGUUCAGUUGGAAUUGAGGGGAAAGUUAUAGUUCAAUAUGGGAUUCGAUAAUGAGUGCAUUGUCAAUAUUCAAUCACUUGCGGGAGAGUACUUCUGUCCAGUUUGUCGCCUCCUUGUGUACCCAAGCGAGGCUAUGCAGUCACAAUGCACUCACUUAUACUGCAAACCAUGCUUGACAUAUGUAGUGAGCACAACGAGAGCUUGCCCAUACGAUGGUUACUUGGUCACUGAGGCGGAUUCUAAGCCUCUUACAGAGUCGAAUAAGGCACUUGCUGAAACUAUUGGAAAAAUACCUGUUCAUUGCCUAUAUCACAGGAGUGGAUGCAUAUGGCAAGGAACAUUGUCCGAGUGUACAUCUCAUUGUUCUGGAUGUGUUUUUGGCAAUUCUCCUGUUGUUUGCAAUAGGUGUGGAAUCCAAAUAGUGCAUCGACAAGUACAAGAGCAUGCACAAAGUUGUCCUGGUGUGCAAAGUCAGGCACAGCAGGUUGCCGUUACCCAGGAACCUUCAGCCACCAGCACAGUUGCCUCUACUGAUCAGAACCAGACUGCUGCUCCAGUUGGAGCUGUGGCUUCACAAGCUUUGAAUUCUCAAACCGCUGUUACAACAACUACAUCUGGGCAGGAUUCGAGUCAGCUACCUAACCCAUCAUCUCAAUCUCAACCAACGCAGAAUGUUCAGACUGCUGCACCAACCGCAGAGCAAUGGUAUCAGCAGCAACAAUAUCAACAAUACUACCUGCAAUACCCUGGUCAAGAUCCUUAUCAACAGCAGUAUCAACAUUACUACCCUUAUCAGCAACCAGUAGGUCCACAGUACCAGCAGCCCUACAGCCAGCCCCAACCUCAGUCCCAGCCCCAGCCCCAGCCCCAGCCCCAGUCCCAGUCCCAGUCCCAGUCCCAGCCCCAGCCUCAGCCACAAGCCCAACACCAAGCGCAGCCUCAACUUCAACCGCAGGGAGUUUCUAAUCCGCUUCCACAAGUUCCGGCUCCUGUGGCUCCGCAACCACAGAAUCAGAUGCAAGUUAACCAACAACAGCAGCAGCUUCAACCUGCUGUAACGCCACAUGGUCAGAUUCUGCCACAGAGUAAUCCACCGGGUCUCACCCAAGCACUCUCUCAGCCUCAGUCUUCAUAUCCUUACCCCCUAGUUCCUCAUGCUGUCCAGCCUCACCCUCAACCUCAGCAACAUAUGCAAAUUCCUCCUUAUCAGCAGCCUCACUCUCAAGCUCAGCAUUCACAGCCUCAAAUUCAACAGCCAGCUCAGAAGUAUCCUGUUUCUCAACCUCAAGUUCAUUCACAAGCACACCCUAAUGCUCCAGUUCAACAUCUUUCUCAGUCCCAAAUGCGUCCUCACCAGUCCCUAACUGCUAGUGUCCAACCUCAAGGACAAAAUGCAUCGUCAAAUGCAGUAACAGGCUUUCAAUCUUAUCCACAACCACAACCUCAACUUCACCAGAGUACUCAGCCAGGAGCUCCUCAACAUGGUAUGCAGAUGCAUGCUCAAAGUGGGCCUCUGCCUCAUGCUCAGCAUCCAGUCCUGAUGCAGAAUCAGUUUCCUCAGCAAAUUCCAGUGAUGCACCCACAUCAAACUCCGGUGAUGUUUCCUAAUCAGCAACAGCCAGCUUUAUUGCCUUCACCUGUUCAAGGCCAAGGUACCCCUCCUAUCCAACAGCAGCCGGUUUUUAAUCCCAAUCAACAACCUGGUCCAAUUAACCACCGUCCUACCCUGCAACCAGUUCAACAAAGUUUGGCUCAGCAACCUUUUGCACACAUGCCCAUGUCUUCUCAUUUACGACCUCAAGGUCCAGGACAUUCAUUUCCCAGGCAUUCUUAUCCACCCGCACAAGGUAAUCCUGCACCGUUAAAUAGCACUCAGCUCAGUCAAUCCCAAAAUGCUGUUGGAAAACCUUCAAUCCCCAAUCAUCCAAUACAAAUACAGCCAUUUGCACACACUGCUAAUAACAUUCCAGUUAGACCAGGGCAAACUGGUUCCAGCCACCUGCCCGAAAACCAUAAUUUGUUGGUUGGGACCAAUAAUCAAGUGCAGCUAUCUUCUGAUUUGCAGUCUGGGGCUCCAGCACCUCAUGAAAGGCAAGGCAAUGCCACUGAACAGCACACUGACUCUGCCACUGGGAAACUUGCUAAAAAUUCUAAAGAUUUUUAUACAGCAUCGUUAUCAGAAAAUGAGUUGAAAUCUGAAAAGGUCAAAAUGGAUAUAAAGCCUAUUGAUGCUGGGAACAAGCAAAAUGGUGGAGAUCAAAAUGCCGUGAAAACCUCAGGCCCAAAUGUCAAUUCAUUAGAAAAUGGUGAUUCAGUGGGUCAGAGUGUUGGUAAGGAAGAGGUUGCUGAAAAUAACGGUAAUGAGCAUUCUGCUCCCAAGGGCAAUGAGAAUCAAGAUGGUCCUCUGCUGAAGAUGGAAACCAAGAAAGAGUCUGAAACUGAUGAAGUGAAUAAUGAUGAUGCACACACUUCAAGACCUGCUGCUGAUCAUGGUAAGCAACAUCAGCCAAUGACUGAAUAUGCUGCUGUCCAGCAGAGGUCUUCUGCAAUGUUAGGAUCACAGGUGCUACGUCCAGCAGGGCCAAAUGAUCCUCUCCCUUCUGGACACUCUUCUACUUUUGUAAGGAAUCAUGUACCUACCCAUGAUCCUCAUUUGGGACAGGCAACCAUGUUAAAGCAGCCGCAAGGUAUUGGCACCCAAUUUGGCACACCAGGGCAAAACUUUCAACCUCAGUCUCUUGGACCUGCAGCGCCAUAUAAUCAAGGUCAGGAACCUCCUUUUCAUGCUGGUGCAUCUAAUUCAUCUCGUAUUGGAGGGCCACGAUUUAGUGCACAACCUUCUAGAGAUAUGCACGGUGGGUUGACUGCCAAUAUGCUAGUACAUGCUUCUGAUGAUUUUGGUUUCCGGGAUGAAAGGUUUAACUCUUUCCCGGCACCAGGACAUCAAAAUUUUGAUCGAAGAGAGUUUGAAGAUGGUAUCAGGAAAUUCCCUAGGAUGCCUUUGGACACUGAGCCAGUUCCUAGAUAUGGAAAUCAUUCAUUUGAUCCACUCGAGGCAGGGAAGAGGCCAGUUGGUUUCCAUGAUGAGGCCAUUAACAAAUCAGGUGCUACUCUCCACCCUGGUUAUCUUGGCCUAGGUCCUGGACAUGGGAGACAUCACAUGGAUGGUAUGGCUCCCAGAAGUCCUGGUGGUGAAUAUCCUGAUAUGCCUCCCCAUAGAAUGCGGCCCCACUCUGGUGGGCUUGUUGGUAAGGCAGAUAUAGAUGAUUUUGAUGGAAGAGCUGCACGUCAUUUUGGUGAGCCAUUUGGCAUUGCAUUCCAUGAUAGUCGGUUUCCUCGUCUGCCUGGUCAUUUGCAUAGAGAUGAGUUUGAGGGUUUUGGUAAUUUUCGAUUGGGUGAACAUCCAAGGGAUGGUAAUUUUAUUGGCCAAGAUGAAUUCGCUGGUCCAUUUCAAAGGGGUGAACAUUUUGGUCCGCAUAACUUUUCAAGGCAAUUGCAUCAAGGGGAACCUAUAGUUUAUGGUGCCCAUCCUGGCUCUCGAAGUUUUGAAUCUUUCAGCAAAGGAAACAGGCCAGGUCAUCCGCAGCUUGGUGAACCUGGGUUCAGGAGCAGCUUUUCUCUUCCUGGAUUUCCUAAUGAUACUGGAUUUUUACCAGGAGAAGCCAGGCCAUUUGAUAAUGUGAGAAGGAAGCCUGCUAGCAUGGGUUGGUGCCGGAUAUGUAGAGUUGAUUGUGAAACAGUUGAAGGUUUGGACUUGCAUUCUCAAACAAGGGAGCACCAGAGGACGGCUAUGGAUAUAGUUAAAAGCAUCAAACAAAAUGUGAAGAAACAAAAAUUAAUACCAACUGAACAUUCCUCAGUCAAAGAUGGAAACAAGACAAGAAACACUGGUUUUGAGGGUCGAGGAAAUAAACAUUGAGUAGCCAUCGUUUGCGGUUACUUGGCUUUCAUGCAUAUUUCAACCAAAGAUGUUGCUGUGGUUGCUACCAUCAUAUUAAUGGAGAUGUUUUUGGGAUCUCAAGUACAUUGGCAGUUAAGUUUGUUGGCUUUUGAAUUUGAAAUUAAUUUAUAAUUAGAAUAGUUGUUUCAACCUUUGUGCUCUGUUAACAGUUUGUCGUUUUAUUCUGCCCAUGUUGCUUAGAUGCUAAUGGUAAGGACAAUACAUAUGAAUGUUUAUCUUUUGGGCUUUAGUAGAGGCCUCCAUUGUCCAUUGAUGCCUCUGCAUUAUGGUAUGAUAUGUUGUGCUGUCUAGUUAAUUUUCUGAAAAUGUUUCUUGAUAAAGGCUAUGCAAUUUCCAUUAUUAUGUGUUGUUGUGUAUAACUUCUCAACACUAUCAUAGAAAAGGGAUAUUCCUAUUUGGAGCUA